Adineta steineri is the source of this 495-nucleotide messenger RNA. The record is from the annotation of a GenBank genome assembly. NCBI's taxonomy places the organism in Eukaryota, Metazoa, Rotifera, Eurotatoria, Adinetida, Adinetidae.
AUGAUACUUAUAUGCAAUCAAAUUGAUAAUGAUGGAGCGAAAUAUUUGGCUGAAAUGUUGAAAGAAAACCAAACACUUACAACAUUGGAUCUUACGAAUAACAAAAUUGAUUUUGAAGGAGUCAGUUACUUUUGUGAAGCAUUGGGAACAAAUGAGACACUCACAAAAUUAAGUCUUCAAACUAAUCAUGUUGGUAAUCUAGGAGCACAGUAUCUAGCUGAAAUGUUAUUAAUGAAUCAGACACUAACCGAAUUGAAUCUCAAUACAAAUGAAAUUGGCGACGAUGGAGCACAAAAUCUUGCAGAAGCAUUAAAGGUUAACAGGACAUUAAAAGAACUGAAAUUUGACUACAAUAAGAUCUCCAAUGAAGGAGAGUCAUAUCUGAAAGAAACAAUGCAGUUCACCCAGAUACCUAAAGCAUUGGAUGAUGAAUGUUUUGAAAAAAAAAAUUUUAAACAAGGAAAAACUAAAGGAGAUAUUUUCAAAAUAUUGUGA